GAGUGAGUGACCGCCGAACACCUUCCAGAGUCUGAAGCCUGCAGGAAUGCACACUCCAUGCCAUACCCUCCCGUGACUCUUAAAGAGGCGAUAACAUUGGGCGAUGCUGCCUGGGUGACCAUCAAGGGGCAAAAAUGGGUGUCAGCUCUGCUACUCUUGUUUUAGCAGCAGCUGUGUCCACCCUCGGUGGGCUCAUAUUUGGAUAUGAACUGGGGAUCAUAUCCGGAGCGUUACUUCAGUUGAAGAAUGCGUUGUACCUCACCUGCGCCCAACAAGAAGUCCUGGUCGGUGCGUUGCUGGUCGGCGCUCUUCUGGCUUCGCUCUUUGGAGGGUUCGUCAUUGACCGUUCUGGAAGGAGGACCUCAAUACUUGGCAGCAAUGUGGUGGUGUUGGUCGGAAGUCUUAUUUUAAUCGUGUCUAAUUCUUUCUGGUGGCUCGUCGUCGGAAGAGUGGUCAUUGGGGUUGCCAUAGCCAUCUCAUCCAUGGCGUGCUGCAUUUACGUCUCUGAAAUAGUACGCCCUCACCAGCGCGGAAUGCUCGUGACUCUCUACGAAAUGGGCGUUACCGUGGGAAUUCUCGUUUCCUAUGCAAUGAACUACUUUCUAUCAAACUUAAAUAUGGGCUGGAAGUAUAUGUUUGGACUGGCCAUUUCUCCAGCCGCCAUACAAUUCAUCAGUAUCCUUUUCCUUCCUUCCAAAUCUACAGACCGUGUUUUUAUUGAAAUGCAGGACAUUGAGGACGACGGCAAACCAAAUCCACCAAAAAGACAUUUUUCUUUUUUUGAUCUCUUUAAGUCUAAAAAUAAUAUGAGAAGCAGGACUCUGGCGGGUCUAGGCUUGCUCCUAUUUCAACAAUUCACAGGGCAACCCAACGUUCUUUAUUACGCCUCGACGAUAUUUCACUCGGUGGGAUUCCAAAGCGAUUCGUCUGCCCUUCUAGCGUCCGUAGGACUCGGGGUGGUCAAGGUCCUCUCCACUUUAGUUGCCCUGAGUUGCGCGGACAGAGCCGGACGUCGAAUCUUGCUUAUCGCGGGGUGCCUGGUGAUGACCGCCUCCCUCACCGGGAUCGGGAUCUUAUGUUUUAACAUCGAACUGGACAGCCGCAAAGACUGUGAAUUCCUUUCCAAGAUGAAUCCUUCUCAGGAUCUUUCUAAUUCUUCUCUAAUGUUUCCAAACGCCUUUGAUGGAGCGACCACAAGGAGCCGUCAAACCCGCCAGAGCGUCUCGGUGACAAGAGAGCUUCCGCCAGGUGGGACCGGCAACCGCACAACCCUAACCUCUUCUUCUUUUGGUGCGUGGAGUACGGAGGAGUCGCUUCCGCCGAGCAAAGACAGUUCAAAGUUCAGGACGACGCGUGCUGCCGGCGCUCAGCCCCUUAACGAUCACGUUAUUUUAAAUUGGAUUACUCUGUUGAGUAUGAUGACUUUUGUAAGCGCUUUCUCUAUUGGAUUCGGACCAAUGACCUGGUUAGUCCUCAGUGAAAUAUUUCCGGAAGGAAUCCGGGGAAGAGCAUUUGCGUUCUGCAACAGCUUUAACUGGGCGGCUAAUCUUCUGGUCAGUCUUUCCUUUCUAGAUGUCAUCGAUUCUAUCGGUCUGCCGUGGACGUUCCUCCUCUAUGGCAUGAUGGGGGUUUUUGCCACUAUAUUCAUUUAUUAUUUUAUUCCUGAAACUAAAGGCCGCUCUCUCGAUGAAAUUGAUAAAGAGUUUUCAUCUACAAGGUUUACAAAAGGAAAUGCGAUUUGGGAAAAUGUCGGAAGGAGGUCGCUUUCUGAUCCUAAAUAUGAAAUAAUGGGAAGGUCCAACACGUCGGUCUCCAGCGCUUCAACCAGCUCCUAAAAUACCUGCGUCUCUGCGGAAAAAAUCCUUCAAUGCGUCGUUUAAAUGGAUGUUUUCAUGGUGUCGUCACUGUAUAACUAUGAUGGAAAUUAAAAAACAAAAUAAAAAACAAA
Molecule: messenger RNA, 1948 nt
Organism: Spea bombifrons (plains spadefoot toad)
Lineage: Eukaryota; Metazoa; Chordata; Amphibia; Anura; Pelobatidae
Gene: SLC2A10
Product: solute carrier family 2 member 10
Exons: 6
Coding region: 135-1835 (566 amino acids)
Biological process (GO): transmembrane transport
Cellular component (GO): membrane
Molecular function (GO): transmembrane transporter activity
Source: RefSeq, a predicted model, not a curated record